Molecule: messenger RNA, 6188 nt
Organism: Cataglyphis hispanica
Lineage: Eukaryota; Metazoa; Arthropoda; Insecta; Hymenoptera; Formicidae
Gene: Blimp-1
Product: PR domain zinc finger protein 1
Exons: 8
Coding region: 1258-4209 (983 amino acids)
Biological process (GO): cell fate commitment; regulation of transcription by RNA polymerase II
Cellular component (GO): cytoplasm; nucleus
Molecular function (GO): histone deacetylase binding; DNA-binding transcription repressor activity, RNA polymerase II-specific; RNA polymerase II cis-regulatory region sequence-specific DNA binding
Source: RefSeq, a predicted model, not a curated record
AGAAAGAGAGAAAGAGAAGCGAGAGCGCGAAAGAGAGAGAGAGAGGGAGAGAGAGGUAGAGAGAGAGAAAGGUACCGACGGAAGCGGAAGGGAGACCGACGUAUAUCCGCCGACCAAUACCGAUGCAAGGGGAGGAGGACGGGAGAGGAGAGUCAAGCCGAGUCGCGUUGGGCUAGGUCAGGUCUACCCGAGUUCCACACACACCGCGCUCUCUUGCGUGUGUCAUCCCGCCGAGGAGAACUACGCGAAGGCGGAGGCGCAACCCCUUAACGCGAAAAAGAGGGUCGCCGCGAAUUUCCGAUUCUCGCGAGUGCGGCUUCGCGAAAAAAAAAACGCUUGCGAGUUUUUCGAAAAGUCAGAAUCGGCGUUCGCCAAAGCACGCGUCCUGAUAACGAUAAUCGACGCUGAUCGGUGCCGAGGGAGUGCGAUUGUUCGCGAAAGCCGGCAACAGUGCGCGCGUUGUCGGACGACGCUUCGAGGGGGGUGACACGAGGGAGAUGCCUUGAUCGGCAUUUGUGAAUAUAAUCACGAGUGCAUUACACGCGUGUGUGUCCGAUCCAAGGAUCGAUCGAUCCAUCGAAAGGAGAGGAAUAUAAAAAAGAUCGCGGCUCCUCGAAGAGAAGAUUCCGUUCGCCGAUUCGUUGGGCGGUGAAGAAUUUAGCGUUGUUGACAAACAAGCUAAGGCGAUUGGAGCGAGGUAACCGAUCGACCGACCGAAUCUAGGAAUCGAUCGCAUUUCCCGAUGUCCUGAUAAUCGAUAAGCGUCGUCGUCGCGUAGGUGGCCGUUGUAGGGACCGCCUAGUAGUCAGCAAAAGUCGGGACAGCGAUCGGCCUUAUCGACGUAAUUUCUCGCCCUCGCCCUCCUCAGCGCGAUCCUCAGCGCGAUCAGAUCGGAGACAAGAUAAAUGUUGAGGGUAAACGGCGCCCUGCGUCGCUCGCCAGCGCGAGGCCAAGUGGAUCGAGCCCUGAAGGCGACCGGCGAAAUGCCGGUCUCUCUAAGGAACCAUAGAAUAACAUAAAGGGCGGCCUGCGAUGAUUUAGAGCCCCUUUUGCAGCGCGCACGCACGGUCGCGCAACGGCGAAAGGAUCGCGAGAGAAGAGAUAUCCUCGAGGUGACUCAGGGUGGUGAACCUAGCUACCUAUCUACACCUCGAGGAAUAACCCCGUCGUGGAUAUUGUUUGACGACAUCCUCCCGAUGCUCUGAAUUGAAGCUGUGAAUAUCGUUAAUCCGCAUCGAGAGAUAUCACGCGCGAAGAAUGGAGGCCAGCGAGUGGGAUCAUGCGACCUUGAGGGAGGAAGAAUUCGAGCAGCAUGCCGUAUAUUUGGUACCGGAUGUGGCGACAUCGCCGGGCGAUACCAAUCGUGCGGAAGCAUCUUUGCCGCGAAAUCUGGUCCUCAAGCCCUCUCAAGCUCUAAACGAUGUGUUGGGCGUAUGGAGCACCAGUUACAUCCCUAAAGGGACACGUUUCGGCCCAUUGGUCGGUCAGGUGUAUACGAAGGAUUCGGUACCAGCAGACGCGAACCGUAAAUACUUCUGGCGGGUAUACAAGAACAACGAGUUGUUCUACUACAUCGACGGUUAUGAUGUCCAAAAAUCGAAUUGGAUGCGUUACGUGAAUCCCGCCUACUCGUCCGAAUCGCAAAACCUAAUAGCAUGCCAGUAUAAGAUGAACAUUUAUUUUUACACAAUUAAGCCGAUAUUACCGAAUCAAGAGUUAUUGGUUUGGUACUGCAGGGAAUUCGCGGAGAGGCUCAAUUAUCCGUUCACUGGCGAGCUAAUGCUUCAGAGAAUACGGCAACAAGUACAACAGUCAACGCUACCAACGGAAAUUUCACCUAGUGUCGACGUGAUGCCUCUGAAAGACUCGUCAAUUUACGAAAGGCGUCAGAUGACGCCAACAGAUGGUUCCGUGAGAUCAGACGAAGGUUACCACUCGAAUUACCACGACGAGAUUCUGACACCACCUGAGGAAAGCAGCGAAUCCGAUAGUGAAAACAAUUAUGUGCUAGAUUUUAGUAAAUCAUCGGUAUGCGGCAAUGAAAUUUUGAAACAAGACAAUACUGCAACGAAGAAUGAAUACAGAAAGGUCAAGAUCAAGAUAUCCAAAACCUAUGGCAACUUCCAGGCAACAAAAAGCAUAACCGACAGCCCGACGAAGGAAAAGGACCAAGAACUGUCCAAUCGAGCGGUUACCCCGGAACUUCAGAAACCAGUAUCGCCCAUUAUUCUGCAGAAGAAUACGAUAUUGUCAACUGUAAACGAAGAUGAGAUAGCCGAAAAGAAUCCAAAGCCUUUCUAUGAACCGGAGGUAAAAAACGGCAGCCUAUCCAUGUCUGGCAGAUCCGCCUACCUGGUCAACUCACCCAGCAGUUCCAUCUUGGAAAACAUUCUACUACGCAACAGUACGGAUAAUAAUAACAAUAACAGUCACGGUCAUCAUCAUAAUAGCGGCUCACAACAUCAUCAGCACCAUCAAAUGCAUCAUCAGACUCACGUGGAUUCGGUGACGCCGCCACCCUCCAGCCCCACCGAAAUGGCGUAUUCUUACAAAAAAUCUCAUCGUUACGGUAACCUUCUACCCUGUAGUCCAGACUCUAGCUCAAACUUGCCCCUGCAAGCAGACACGUGCGUCAACUCGACCAGCGGUAAUAGCGUUGCAUUGCCCGGCAUGCAGAGCCCCACCGGCAACAUGCACUCCAGCACGGGAGGACCGCAUUCGAGCACCGGAGGAAGCAACGGUAGCUUGCCGAUGCAUCCCGGAAACUUACACUCGUCCAGUAGCGCUGGCGGCAACAUUCAUUCCAGCACAAACGUACUCUCAUCUAAUGCAAUACUGACGUCUACCAGCAAUCUGCAUCCGGCAUCCACGACGAUGAACGGUUGUCCGCCAAAGCGAAAGACCAAAUCGCCGUCGCCGUCAUCGAGUCAGAAUGGCAUUUCUACUCCGACGACGAUCCUUUAUUCCGGCAACUCGGGCACUACCGGUUCGGGAAGUUGUCAAAUCGAAUCUGCCAAUCCGGUUUAUCCGAAUUCCGCCGGUAGUAGUAAUAGCGGUAGCAGUAGUAAUCCGAGCAUCUCACCAAUCUCGCCGAUCCAAUCACCCUCGUCCUACGGUCCGUACGGCAAUUUGUACGGUCAUCAAAACGGCUCGCUGCACCAUAAUGUGGAAGCGCCGUUAUCCAUCAACUGCACCGCUUAUUCGCCUACACCGAGCAGCAACGUCAGCGUCUACGAAAGGUCUACGGAUGGCAGACGGUUGGAGGCAGCUACCAGUAGCAACAGCCACCAAUUACCCACCUCGUCGACUAUGCAAAUUGACAGUAACCAAGCGUUGAUCGCAGGAACGCACAAUCUCCAUUUGGGUCAUCAUCCAGGUCUCACUAUUCAUCCUAACUCUUCGUCGUUCCUAAAUAGAUAUUCGCCGAGUUCUUUGUCGCCGGACGAUCACGGUUGUUCCCAGAGCGGCUCACUCAGUCCCAACUCCCAGGGCUCGAGGGGCUAUAGAUCGCUGCCUUACCCGCUCAAGAAGAAGGACGGCAAGAUGCACUACGAAUGCAACGUUUGCUGCAAAACCUUCGGUCAGCUGUCGAACCUCAAGGUGCACCUCAGAACACAUUCCGGCGAAAGGCCCUUCAAGUGCAACGUUUGUACCAAGAGUUUCACGCAGCUGGCACACCUCCAAAAACAUCAUCUCGUACACACUGGUGAAAAGCCGCAUCAAUGCGAGAUAUGCAAGAAGAGAUUCAGCUCGACCUCGAACCUGAAGACCCACCUUAGACUACACUCUGGUCAAAAGCCGUACGCCUGCGAUCUUUGUCCCGCCAAGUUCACUCAGUUUGUCCAUUUAAAAUUGCACAAGAGGCUGCACACGAACGAGCGGCCCUACACCUGCCAGGGUUGUGACAAAAAGUACAUUAGCGCGAGCGGCCUCAGGACUCACUGGAAGACAACAAGUUGCAGACCGAACAACAUCGAGGACGAACUCGCGCUCGCCGCGGCCGUAGGUUCACCGACGUAUUACGAGUACGGUCCUGACAUGAAUGUUGGAAAUAUGCCCAAGGAAUGCGAGUUGGAGCACAUCGAUAAUUACGACAGGCAUGGCUCAGCGCAUGGCCCGCACUCCACGUCUCUCCAUAAUCUGGAAAAUUCCGUGGGUAGGCCGAGCGUUAUAGAAACGUCCCAGCCGCAUAUUAUCGAAUGUACAUAAGUCACAUGAUGGGGUAUCAGCCCCUUUCUCGCUCCGGCGUAAAAUGUAACCGUGGAAAUGUAAGCGAGUUGCUCGCGAUCGACUAGAGGAGAGAAUGGGCAAGAAAAGUCUUCUUCUGGAAUGGCAGCAAGUGUAACGAGUUAACUAAUAUAGAACGAAAAAUUUUCAUGAACGUCUUUCUGUUUUUGAUAAAAUGUGAUAAAUUUAAAGCGAUAAAAUAACUUUCAUAUUUUUUUAUCAAUACUUUCAUUUAUGAAUUUAAAUUAUCCAAAUUCUACGUUUUGGGAGAGAAAAAUAACUUUUUAAAAAGAUCGCAUGCCUUAAUAUCUAAUUUUUUUUUUUAAUUUUUAUCGACUUUUUCAGUUUUAUUAUCUUUAAUUUUUUUCAAGUUUCAGGUUGAUUUUAAACGAUAAACAUAUUAAUAUUUAAACAUAUUAAUAUUUUAUGAUAAAUUAUAUAAAUGAUAGUGACAUAUAUUUUUCAUCAUUUGGCUAUAAUCGAUUGAAUUAUUGAUUUCAAAUGCUAAAUUUAAAUAUUAAUAGAAAUAAAGAAAAUUUUAAUUUUUUUAUAAAAAUCAAUUAUGAAUUUCAUUAAAAAACAAAAAAAAAGUCAACUUCUUUUAUAAAUAAUGUGAAAACGCAAGAAUAGAUCACGAUAUACAUCGGGAAAUUUAUAAAACAAUAAAUCAUUAGUUGCAUGAUAAAAAAAAAAUCGUUCAAUCGAUUGAAAUAACCGCCAGUUUAAAACAAUAUAAUUUCUUAUAUUAUUUAAAAUUUUGUUACUUUAGUGCCAAGGGCGAGAUCCAAAAAGAUAAAUUUUUUUAAGGGAAUUGACAAAGCUUUUCCUAGAGACGCAUAAAAUGUUCCUUCUUUAUAAAUAUAUACUCGUUCCUAUUUUUUUCUAUAUUUUUACUCGUCAUCAACAAAGAGUGUAACGUUCAAAAUUGAGUUUGAAUGUUUAAUCAACAUACGAUAAAAUCGUGAUGUUACCAUUCCAAGAGAAAUGGGACGGAGUAUAAACAUAUGCAUAAUAAAGUACCAAAGUCGCUCGGAUUUCUCCGAGAAAUUUUCUCGAUUACUUUUCCACGAUGCAUCUUAGGGUCGCAUGUCGAAGAUGGUGAUAAUGCAAUAAAUCGCGCCAAUGAUUUUAAUAAAUAAUCUUUAAUCAUUUAAAAUAUAUCGAAUUGAUUAGCGAUCUUAUAAAUCGAUCUGACUUUUUACAUAAACAUUGCAAUUUUACUUUUCUUAGAAAUAAUUAAAUUAUUUCUUAAUACAUUCAUUUAAUGAUGUACAUAAGUAACGGCAUUAUAAAUAUAAUUGCUUCCCAAAUCUGAGUAAUAAAUAUUAAAAGAAUAAGAUCAAUUUGAAAAAUUGUCAGAAAAUCGCAAUGACCAUCACAGCAUCAAAUGUAUUUAAAAAAAAAAGAAGUAAACAUUUUACAUAUCGUAUGUUUAGUUUUUCCAAAACGAAAUGUCACGAUAUCUUCGACGUGCUUAAGUCGAUGUGUAAAAUGGCGGAUUUUGUCGGCACCCGUCAUGAGAUGUUCGCAUAAUGCGCAAGCAACAACAGCAAAGAGUAACAAAAAGAAUACGAACAACCAGAGACGACACGACUGCAACUAUACGAGACCUGUACCUGUAUAUACUAAUAUUACUCUAUUAAUUAUUCAAUAAUUUAAAAAAGAUAAUAUAAGAAGUUCUAAUUUAUGAAUACCCGUGUAUAUAUAAGUAUGCGUGUAUGUGUGUGUGUAUCUAUGCGUAUAUAUACAUACGUGUGUACAUUUGUAUUAAGUAUAUAAAUUUACAUGUAUACACACGUUUGUAUAUGUACGUGUGUCUGUGUGUGUGCAUCGUUGCCGGUUAGCGAACGGUAUACUGCGCUUUACGGUAACUUUUCGCGGUACAAAUUUUAUUAAAAAUAGAAUAAUUUAUUAAUGCGUGUUGUAUAAAAAAAAACAAAAAAAAAAACAAAAAACAAAAU